Orycteropus afer afer is the source of this 1371-nucleotide messenger RNA. It is a transcript of the gene DDX47, whose product is annotated as DEAD-box helicase 47. The transcript is spliced from 12 exons. Bases 1 to 1371 code for a protein of 456 amino acids. Gene Ontology annotation, molecular function: RNA helicase activity; nucleic acid binding; ATP binding. The record is from RefSeq and is a predicted model, not a curated record. Lineage: Eukaryota; Metazoa; Chordata; Mammalia; Tubulidentata; Orycteropodidae.
AUGGCGGCGUCCCAGGAACGCGAUUCUUCGACUGAAGCGUCCCAGCCGGCAGUGGAGGAGGAGGAAGAAGCUAAAACAUUUAAAGACCUGGGUGUGACAGAUGUGUUGUGUGAAGCCUGUGAUCAGUUGGGAUGGAAGAAGCCCACCAAGAUCCAGAUUGAAGCUAUUCCUUUGGCAUUACAAGGUCAAGAUAUCAUUGGGCUGGCAGAAACGGGCUCUGGGAAAACCGGGGCCUUUGCUUUGCCCAUUUUGAAUGCUCUGCUGGAGACGCCCCAGCGUUUGUUUGCCCUAGUUCUCACCCCUACUCGGGAGUUGGCCUUUCAGAUCUCAGAACAAUUUGAAGCCUUGGGGUCCUCUAUUGGAGUACAAAGUGCCGUGAUUGUAGGUGGAAUUGAUUCAAUGUCCCAAUCUCUGGCCCUGGCGAAAAAACCACAUAUAGUGAUAGCAACUCCUGGUCGACUGAUUGACCAUUUGGAAAAUACAAAAGGUUUUAACUUAAGAGCUCUCAAAUAUUUGGUUAUGGAUGAAGCAGACCGAAUAUUGAACAUGGAUUUUGAGACAGAGGUUGAUAAGAUCCUCAAAGUGAUUCCUCGAGACAGAAAAACAUUUCUCUUCUCUGCUACCAUGACCAAGAAGGUACAAAAACUUCAGCGAGCAGCUCUAAAGAAUCCUGUGAAAUGUGCAGUUUCCUCUAAAUACCAGACAGUUGAGAAAUUACAGCAGUAUUAUCUUUUUAUUCCCUCUAAAUUCAAGGAUACCUACCUGGUUUAUAUUCUGAAUGAAUUGGCUGGAAACUCCUUUAUGAUAUUCUGCAGCACCUGUAACAAUACUCAGAGAACAGCUUUGCUACUCCGAAAUCUUGGAUUCACUGCCAUCCCCCUCCAUGGACAAAUGAGCCAGACAAAGCGCCUGGGAUCCCUUAACAAAUUCAAGGCGAAAGCUCGUUCCAUUCUUCUAGCAACUGAUGUUGCAAGCCGAGGUUUAGAUAUUCCUCACGUAGAUGUGGUAGUCAACUUUGACAUUCCUACCCAUUCCAAGGAUUACAUCCAUCGAGUAGGUAGAACAGCUCGAGCUGGGCGCUCUGGAAAGUCUAUCACGUUUGUCACACAGUAUGAUGUAGAACUCUUCCAGCGCAUAGAACACUUAAUUGGGAAGAAACUGCCCGUCUUUCCAACACAGGAUGAAGAGGUUAUGAUGCUGACAGAACGUGUGACUGAAGCUCAAAGAUUUGCCCGAAUGGAGUUAAGGGAGCAUGGAGAAAAGAAGAAACGCUCACGGGAGGAUGUUGGGGACAAUGAUGAUACGGAGGGUGCAAUUGGUGUUAGGAACAAGGUGGCUGGAGGGAAAAUGAAAAAACGGAAAGGCCGUUAG